Molecule: messenger RNA, 336 nt
Organism: Aspergillus mulundensis
Lineage: Eukaryota; Fungi; Ascomycota; Eurotiomycetes; Eurotiales; Aspergillaceae
Exons: 2
Coding region: 1-336 (111 amino acids)
Source: RefSeq, a predicted model, not a curated record
AUGUCGCCAGGCCACGCUCUGAACUCUCUGAAGGAUCAGGCUUUGGAGCUAGAGCCUAGCGGCGGCGACUCGAAGAGUUUGCCCCUCGGCCAAUCAGCAGCGACGGGCCCGGCUAUCAAGCGUGGGCCUCCCGAACUCUUCAUCAACGGGUAUCUCGACCCCCAAGCGCUGCUAGUGCUGGGGCACCACGCUAUCCUAGUCCCAACGCCGGACUGCAGACUAGAUCCGGAUAGCACCUCGGGCAGGUCAUCUGGAUGGCUGCGCAAGACGGUCAGCGCACAGUCUCUACCGGCCGUACCUAUAACAUUGCCGGUGCCAGAGGUCAAAGAGCACUAA